Molecule: messenger RNA, 970 nt
Organism: Papilio polytes (common Mormon)
Lineage: Eukaryota; Metazoa; Arthropoda; Insecta; Lepidoptera; Papilionidae
Product: zinc metalloproteinase nas-14-like
Exons: 4
Coding region: 315-953 (212 amino acids)
Biological process (GO): proteolysis
Molecular function (GO): zinc ion binding; metalloendopeptidase activity
Source: RefSeq, a predicted model, not a curated record
UCAAAUAAACAAAAUGUAGAUAUAAUUCUCGAAAUCAAGAACUAUUACUACAAAUAUUUGAAAUUUGCAUGAAUACGGUAUACUCAUCCUGUUCAAUAAGAGUAUUCUAAACCCAAAAAAGUACUUAAGAAUUCAUACCAAGACUGACUAAUUUAUCUUUCUCGAAUAAUACUAAAUCUCUUUAAUAGUUUGUUUUUUCUUAUUGUUUUAUUUUAUCAGAAUAUCAAAUAUUUGCAAGCGCUUCAAAGUAUAGUCACUUAUAUGACACUUACGCAAGAUCAUUGCGUAAAACCAUCUUACCAUCGAGGAGAGAUAUGCGAGUUAUCAGAGACAACGCCAAUUUGCCGAGCGGACUCGAAGACGCAGAACCCGGGUUCGAUCUCACCGAUGAAGAAAUGAAGAAAUUUAAAAUUUGGCCACAGGGAAAUAUUCCCUAUUACAUUGAUGAUUUCUCUUUCGAUAAAGUACUCCGGGACAGAAUUCGUAAUUACCUUGACCUUACAAACCGUGUAACUGGACUGAGAUUCAUGGAGCUGCCAAAACCACCGACCGACGAGAAAACAAGAUGGGUCCUUUUUGUCAACCGUCAAGGUCUUCUCAAUUGCGCUGAUCACUCUAUUAAAGAUUUUAGUAACGAAGGAGUGCAGAAGGUAAUUUUGGGAUAUGACUGCUUGGUAACUGGCGGUGAACUCGCAGAAGCUAUACUUGCCUUGGCUGGAGUACCACCCCAGCACAAUUCUCCCGACCGCAAUGAAUAUAUUACAAUAGACCAUGAAAAUAUUUUACCAGAAAAAGAUCAUCUGUUUCAAGCUGUCAAUGACAAUGAAUGGUUGUUUCAUGAUAUACCUUACGACUAUCUAAGCGCUGGCCAUUAUCAUUUUCAUAAAUAUACCAAAAAUGGUUAUGCUACUAUAGAAGUAAAGGUGUGUUUGUUCAUAAAUUUGAUAAUUUGACCACAAAAACAAUUGUA